AGGCGGCACCCGCGCUAAGCGGCGCGGUGCGGCACGGCAAGAUGGCGGACAAAGAGAAGAAGAAGAAGGAGAGCAUCUUGGACCUGUCGAAGUACAUCGACAAGACGAUCCGGGUGAAGUUUCAGGGAGGCCGUGAAGCCAGUGGAAUCCUGAAAGGGUUUGACCCACUCCUCAACCUCGUGCUUGAUGGCACCAUCGAAUACAUGAGAGACCCUGACGACCAGUACAAACUCACAGAGGACACCCGCCAGCUGGGCCUGGUGGUGUGCAGGGGCACCUCCGUGGUGCUCAUCUGCCCGCAGGAUGGCAUGGAGGCCAUCCCCAACCCCUUCAUCCAGCAGCAGGAGGCCUAGCAGGCAGGGAGGGUGCAGGCAGGGACGCCCUCAGACUCCAAGCUGUCCCUCCUGCCUUACGUGCUGCCCACGGAAAAGGAACUUUUUUUUUGUAUAGGUUAUUUUUUGUUUUUUUUAAUAAAAUUGCAUACCUCUUAUUUCCAGGAGCCCCAGAAUCUUGCUUUCAGCCUUGAUUCUGGCAAAGCCUGGUCACAGGGAUUCAGUUCAGCCAAGUUGUCGAGCACCAGCUGUGGUCCAUUAUGGCAACCGGAGCUUUCCAAGAUGAC
This is a messenger RNA of Pteronotus mesoamericanus, 619 nucleotides long. It is a transcript of the gene LSM7, whose product is annotated as LSM7 homolog, U6 small nuclear RNA and mRNA degradation associated. Gene Ontology annotation, biological process: mRNA splicing, via spliceosome; nuclear-transcribed mRNA catabolic process. Gene Ontology annotation, cellular component: U6 snRNP; spliceosomal tri-snRNP complex; U2-type prespliceosome. The coding region runs from base 42 to 353 and encodes 103 amino acids. Gene Ontology annotation, molecular function: RNA binding. NCBI's taxonomy places the organism in Eukaryota, Metazoa, Chordata, Mammalia, Chiroptera, Mormoopidae. The record is from RefSeq and is a predicted model, not a curated record. The transcript is spliced from 4 exons.